Messenger RNA from Bactrocera dorsalis (oriental fruit fly), 3796 nucleotides. RefSeq names its product ATP-dependent RNA helicase bel (gene bel). Lineage: Eukaryota; Metazoa; Arthropoda; Insecta; Diptera; Tephritidae. Gene Ontology annotation, molecular function: RNA helicase activity; RNA binding; ATP binding. The record is from RefSeq and is a predicted model, not a curated record. Gene Ontology annotation, cellular component: P granule; nucleus. Gene Ontology annotation, biological process: gamete generation; cell differentiation.
AAAAGAAUAUACAUCCACAGACAAAAAAAAAGUAAUUUUCAUUUAACUGAGACUCUUAAGAGAUAGAGAAAAGACAAUUUAGUAUUUUAUUUGUUCUCGAUUUCUAUAUACAAUAGAAGCAGUGUAAGCAAGUGAGCACGUAUUCGAGAUUUUCCUAAACGGAAAGAAAGAAAAAACCAGCAACUGAUUGGAGGGUAAUAUGAGUAAUGCUAUUAACCAAAAUGGCACAGGUCUAGAGCAGCAGGUUGCUGGUCUGGACUUGAAUGGCGGCAAAGCUAAUAAUAGCAGCCCCAUAACAACGAAGAGUUCAUCCAAUUCCGGCGUUUAUAUUCCUCCUCAUCUUCGCGGAGGUGGCAAUAGCGCACCUAACGCUAAUAGUGAUAAUCGCGAGGAAGGAGCUCCAUCGACAAAAUACGAAGGCAGAGAACAGCGCGGCGGCGGAGAGUAUCGUAGAGGCGGUGGUGGUCGUGGUUAUAACAAUUCCGGUGGUGGCUACGGCGGACGUCGUGGUGGUAACAGAUACGAGGAUAAUAAUAGCGGUGUUGACGGAGACGGAGAGUCACGACAACAACGUGGUGGUGACGAUUGGAAUCGCGGAGGACGUGGCCAACAGAAUACGCGAACAUUUGACCGACGUGAAAACGGUGGCUAUCGUGGAGGGCGCGGCCAAGGCGGCGGCGGCGGAGGUAGCAACAGCAAUCGAAAUAGUGAAGCUUUCGACGAUCAAACUCAGCCACAACAACCACGCAACGAUCGUUGGCAGGAACCAGAACGUCGUCCCGAGGACGUUGGGCAACAACGUAAUGAUCGCGGCAGCAGCGGUGGAGGAGAAAGGAACUAUGGCGGGCGCUGGAAAGAAGACCGGCGCGCCGACAUUGAUUACACUAAAUUGGGGCCACGCGAUGAACGCGUGGAGCAAGAGCUUUUCGGUGUCGGUAACACCGGUAUUAACUUUGACAAAUACGAGGAUAUACCCGUGGAGGCGACGGGCCAGAAUGUACCGUCUAACAUCACAUCGUUUGAUGACGUGCAGCUGACCGAGAUCAUACGCAAUAAUGUGAUGUUGGCUAGAUAUGAUAAACCGACACCGGUGCAGAAAUAUGCGAUCCCAAUCAUUAUAAAUGGGCGCGAUUUAAUGGCCUGCGCACAGACCGGAUCGGGCAAGACAGCAGCCUUUCUGCUGCCCAUUCUUAAUCAGAUGUAUGAGCAUGGCAUAACCCCGCCACCGCAAAAUAAUCGCCAGUACAGUCGCCGCAAGCAGUAUCCGCUCGGCUUGGUGCUGGCACCGACGCGCGAGCUCGCCACACAGAUCUUUGAGGAGGCCAAGAAAUUCGCUUAUCGCUCACGCAUGCGUCCUGCCGUUCUUUAUGGCGGCAAUAAUACGAGUGAGCAAAUGCGCGAAUUGGAUCGCGGCUGUCAUCUGAUUGUGGCCACGCCGGGUCGUCUGGAGGAUAUGAUUACACGCGGCAAAGUGGGUUUGGACAACAUACGAUUUUUGGUAUUGGAUGAAGCCGAUCGUAUGUUGGACAUGGGUUUCGAACCUCAAAUACGUCGCAUUGUCGAGCAAUCGAAUAUGCCACCAACCGGUCAGAGGCAAACUUUGAUGUUCUCCGCUACCUUCCCGAAACAAAUUCAAGAGUUAGCUUCUGAUUUUCUAAGUAACUAUAUAUUUUUGGCUGUAGGACGUGUUGGUUCGACUUCUGAAAAUAUUACCCAAACCAUUUUAUGGGUAUAUGAACAAGACAAGCGUUCUUAUUUGCUUGAUCUAUUAUCGUCAAUACGCGAAGGAGUUGAAUAUUCCAAGGAUAGUCUUACACUGAUUUUCGUGGAGACAAAGAAAGGUGCCGACGCACUGGAAGAAUUCCUCUACCAAUGCAAUCAUCCCGUGACAAGCAUUCAUGGCGACCGCACACAAAAGGAACGCGAGGAAGCUUUGCGCUGCUUCCGCUCCGGCGAUUGUCCCAUCUUAGUAGCCACCGCGGUGGCAGCUCGUGGUCUAGAUAUUCCCCACGUAAAGCACGUCAUUAACUUUGACUUACCAUCUGAUGUCGAGGAAUACGUACAUCGUAUCGGUCGUACAGGCCGUAUGGGUAACCUUGGUGUAGCUACAUCAUUUUUCAACGAAAAGAAUCGCAAUAUAUGUGGAGAUUUGCUGGAGUUGCUUAUCGAAACAAAACAGGAAAUCCCCGUAUUCCUUGAAGAUAUGUCCUCAUCAGACCGCUCCCACGGUGGUAAUAGACGAAGAGGCGGCGGCGGUGGCGGUGGACGCUAUGGAGGCGGUUUUGGCUCUCGCGAUUACCGUCAAACGUCUGGCGGAGGUGGUGGUGGCCCACGCAGUGGUGGCGGUGGUGGUUCACGUAGUGGUGGAGGCGGUGGCGGAUCUUAUCGCAGCAAUGGCGGUAGCUCUGGCGGUGGUUAUUAUGGAAAUAGCGGUGGAGGUGGCGGCGGUGGCGGUGGCUCCUAUGGCGGUAGCUAUUCAUCAUCGCAUGCUAACUCAAACUCCGGUGGCCCCGAUUGGUGGGGAAGUUAAAUAAAACGAACUGAUUGCGAAUAUCCGCUGAAAGCGAAAAAAUAUUAAAAAAUAUAAUAUGAUUUUAUGAAAAGUAAUGAAAUUAGUAACAACAGAAAUCUAGAAUUGAGAGAGUGCAGAGCAAAACACUAUUACCAAUAAUGCGUACAGAAGACAUUAUAAAGAAAACAUAAAGAAAUAAAAAAUACGAAGCAAAGCAGAAUCAGAAAAGCAAAAAAGGAAGUUUCUGAAUAUAUUUAAAUAAAAUAUAUUAAUUACUAUUAUUUAUGUAUAGAUCAUUAAUUUUAUAAAACAGCAAACAUUAAAACAUAAACACAUUUACAUACGAAUAAGAAACAUGCAUCCCUCCCCACACCACAAAAUGUAAACAUACAUAUUAUGUAUAUCGAAAAUGAUUUUAUACACAUUUACGAACCACAAAACAGAAGUGUAUCCAAAUGUGAUUCUACGAUACUAUUUUCAUAAUCACAGCUGAAAACUUUCACACAUGGACAAAGAAGUGUGAAACAAAAAAAAAAAUGGAAAAAAUAACGAAUGUGACAAUUGUGAAAAAUCUAAAUUGGAACAAAUGAAAGAAAUUAUUUUAAAUUGCAAAUAUAAAUACAACAAUAUAAGAAAAUAAGGUUUAGCAUAUGUAACAUGAUCAAUUUAAAACCAGGAGCACGAAUGACAAGACACGAAUUAAAUUUUUGAAUUGGAUGCAUGAAUGAAUGAUUUGUAGAACAAGUGGAUACACACUUCGUGGUCAUUAGUUAGAACCGAAAGCAUUGGUAAUAUAAUGAAUAAGGUGUGGUUAAACAGGCGGUUACUUCGAUCUUAUCCUAAUCGAAUUCGCCACGGGGGAAAUACGAAAAUACGUAGUACAGAAUACUUUCGAAAGCACUCACUCGAUUGUAAUAACUAAAAAAAUGCGAAACAAGCAAAAUAACCCAUUCAAAAAUAUACAAAUACAUUUUUCAAUUUCAUUUUAUUAUUAUUCAAUCAAAUAAUGUAUCUGCAUUAAAACCACGAAUCUGAUAAAAUGUUGAAAAUGUAAAUCCAUAUUACAAAAAAAAGAUAUAUAUGUAAAGCGUAAAAAAUGCGUUUGCAACAAAAAAUAAAAUUAUAUAAAAAAGAGUACACAGCGGAUACAAAAAAAUAUAGAUGGAAUCAUCAGCAACAACAAUUUCAAAUAGUUAAUUACCACGAACCUACAAAUACAAUAAAAAUAUACAUAUAUUAAACAAGUUUGCUAAAUAAAUGUACUUUUUAGCAAAUGAAAUUAAA